GGAACUGCAGUUGCGUUGGACAUGCAUUUUACCAACGAUUUUACAGUUAUUUGCUGCAGACCGAGGAUUCGUCCGUUUCGCUCAGACUUUCACCAAAGGCCACGGUUCGCAUUUUUCAUGACGGGCGGUGGUCGGUUAAAGGACCAGAACAAUAGAAAAUACAGGAAAAAUAAGGACGUGGAAGGCAUACAACAACAUACUAUCGAGUUUUCAAGCUACCAAGUGAUUAAAAUCGCUGCGUUUGUGUUGGAUGAUUCACGGCGUCAUCGCGAUUAUUAUCACCGAUAUAAGUGAUCAUUAUACACCGCUGUUGCAGCGGUUUAUUGCGCCGUAAAUUUUUGCAGCCAACUCGCACUUCCUACUGACAUUGCUGCAUUCUGACAACGAAGCAUACAAAGAACUCGUAAAACUGAACCUAGAAAUAUUAUUUCGGUCGUCUUUUUUUUCUCCUUGUUUUCUGGAAUGAUAUUUCUAUUUUGAUCUGGUUUUAUGUUCAUAGCCAGUUGUACCCGAGGAGUGUAAGGGAUACAUAAUUUCCAAAUUGAUCUUUGGGUAAUUGAACAAUCUCCAUGCAUUGGGCAAGAACGAUGGAACGCAGCAGUGACUGUGGCGGAAAGGAGCUCGAGCUCGACGAAGCAUGUUUCUCUGUUCAUAAUGCUGACUCCAAAGUUUUGGAAUUGUAUGGUCACUCGUGGGAGUGUUGGCUGUGCAAAUCCACUUUGAUGGGCAAACUUCCUCCUAACAGUAAUACCAGCUUCUCGAUAGAAACGAAAUAUCCUUUCCACGUUUAUUAUACUAAUCCCCUGGAGUAUUGUCACACGACAUUUGAUUUUGUCGAACAUGGCCAUUACGGAUGGAACUUGACCGGUGGAAGCUGCUCACAUAUUUACACGAUAUAUCAGCCACCAAAUCCAUAUAUGCCUAUUCUGGCAGCCUUUAUGCUCUUUUUUUUUGUGGCUGCUACCUGGGCAUCCGGGACUUUCAUAGCACGAUCUGGAUUAAUGUCACGAUUGCUGAGAAGAGGGACGCCGGACGUCCAAAACGAUCUAGGCAGGCUCCAGGAAACCGCAGCUGUUCCAGAUCCACCAGAGAGGAUAACAAGAUCUAGUACUCGUGCCAAAUUCUUGGACACUUUUCGCGGAAUCGCUAUCCUGUCUAUGAUAUUUGUCAACAACGGCGGUGGUAAAUACUGGUUUUUCAAUCAUAGUCCCUGGAACGGAUUAACGCUGGCUGACUUUGUUCUUCCAUUUUUUGCAUGGAUCAUGGGAUUCACCAUGGUAAUUUCCAUGCGUACGCAGUUGAGAAUCUCCAUUUCGCGACUCAGGAUCAUAAUGCGGUGUGUCCGUCGAUCAUUGACGCUAAUUCUUCUUGGCCUCAUCAUAAAUAGCAUUAGCGCAACAAAACACAAUAUGCAUGGAACUACGCUCCAACAAUUGAGGUUUACUGGAAUACUCCAGUUAUUAGGCAUCACCUAUUUAAUCUGCUCCACUCUUGAAGCGAUCUUCACAAAGGCACAGAGAACCUUUCAAUAUGGACGAUUUGGUUUCUUGCAAGACAUUCUAGAUGGUUGGGUACAAUGGCUCGUCAUUAUAGCGAUUACGGCAACGCAUUUGCUUAUUACCUUUUUGCUACCUGUGCCGGGUUGUCCGACGGGUUAUCUAGGCCCAGGGGGACUUCAUGAGGGAGGAAGUUACCAAAAUUGUACAGCCGGAGCAGCUGGUUAUAUCGACCGAAAAGUUCUGGGUUCUCAUAUUUACACUAAAAAAACACCGGGAAUUUAUGAAAAUGACCUGCCUUACGAUCCAGAAGGAAUUAUGAAUACCAUGUCCGCUGUGCUACUCGUUUACAUGGGCGUUCAAGCUGGCAGGAUUAUGCUGACCUACCAUAAAGCUAAUUCUAGGAUAAUUCGGUGGCUAGGAUGGGCUUUGAUUACGGGUAUCGUGGCAGGAACUCUAUGUAAUUUCAGCAAAGAAGAUGGCCCUGUAUCUAUAAACAAAUCAAUGAUGACGAUAUCUUACGUGUUGGCAACGACGAGUGUAGCUUUCUGUGUCAAUGCCAUCCUUUACGUUCUCAUUGAUCUGCAACACUGGUGGAAUGGUGCGCCGUUUUUCUAUGCAGGCACAAAUUCGAUAUUACUUUAUAUGGGUCAUUACUUCACAAUGGGAGUGUUUCCAUGGGCUUGGAAAAUCACCGGAAUUAACACUCACGCCAAUCUUCUGUCGAUGAAUCUUUGGACCACGACACUAUGGGGCAUAAUUGCUUACAUUCUUCACAAAAAAGACAUUAUCCUCACAGUUUAAAAAUCGUGACAAAGCAAUGAGGAGUUCUCUGUUUGAUACCGUUAUGGACUCCCGGUUUUUACUCACUCGACACAAUGAUUUCUGCCAAUCAUUGGUAUCUGUUGGAGAAAAAAAUUUUAAUCUUUCAACCAACUCGUGCAUCGAUUUGGACUAACUUUUUAACAUUUAUCAUGAGCUCUACUUCUUUAUAGUAACUCUUUCACCGGUAUUUACCAUUGGUAUUGUAGUUAUAGACACGAAAGACGUCGUUUGACAUUGUACAUUACGUUACGUUUGCACACAGUUAUAUUUUUGUUUACGGUCGGUUUAACGUGUUCGUAAUCAGAUUAGCUGUUUUAAACUAAAGAUUAUCGAGGAAAUUAACUAAGAAUUCAACGAUAUUCGGUCAAUAUAGAUGUAUUAAUUAACUUUUCAAUACAGAACCGUAGUUGAAACAGGAAAAAAAAGAAAAAACAAUCAUGGUUUUUAUUAAAAAUAUAAUUAAUAAUGAUAUUAUAACCCUGUAUAGAUUUAUUGAACAAUAUUCGUUUAAAUACUUGGGACUGUA
Molecule: messenger RNA, 2847 nt
Organism: Athalia rosae (coleseed sawfly)
Lineage: Eukaryota; Metazoa; Arthropoda; Insecta; Hymenoptera; Athaliidae
Product: heparan-alpha-glucosaminide N-acetyltransferase-like
Exons: 12
Coding region: 570-2300 (576 amino acids)
Source: RefSeq, a predicted model, not a curated record